GCUGCAGAGAGGUGCUUGUCAGACCAGUUUUUAGUCACAGUAUAUUUGCAAAUUAACAUAUUUGGGAAGCCCUCAGAGCCAGAAAUUCAGGCUUCAGAUGCCGGAUUUGGUUUUGAGAAAAGUGUAACAAUAAGUUCUUAUAAAACAGAUUUUUAAACAGAAAUGUUGGACUGAUUUUAUAAAUCUCACAGGAGCCGAAGAAGAAAUUGUGUUUGAGCUCAUCACUGGAAGGAUAAAACAGCUCGCCACAGUCUGCAGCUGUGAGGCUUCAGAGUCUGGACCAUGUUCUCCUCUGCCACCCCGUACAAGAACCAGCACUACACCGAACUAAAGAAGGACUGUAUUGAGGACAAGAAACUGUUUGAGGAUCCAGAGUUCCCAGCGACCAAUGCAUCGCUGUAUUUUAGGAAACCGCCCCCUGGUCUUGUGGAGUGGAAACGGCCAGGGGAGAUAAGCAAUGACCCCCAUCUUUUUGUGGAGGGCAUCAGCUCCCAUGACCUGAACCAGGGGGUUGUGGGAAACUGCUGGUUUGUUGCUGCCUGCUCCUGUCUGGCCUUGAAGCCACACCUCUGGAAGAAGGUAAUUCCUGACUAUAAGGAGCAGGAAUGGGAUCCAAAGCACCCAGAAAACUACGCUGGAAUCUUCCAUUUCCAGUUUUGGGUGUUUGGUGAGUGGGUGGAUGUGGUGGUGGAUGACCGGCUGCCUACAAUCAAUGGAGAGCUCAUCUACUGCCACUCGAAAGACAACAACGAAUUCUGGAGCGCUCUGCUGGAGAAGGCCUACGCUAAGCUCGCUGGCUGUUAUGAGUCCCUGGAGGGGGGAAACACCGGAGAUGCUGUGGUGGACUUCAGUGGAGCUGUGUCUGAAGCCAUCAACCUGGAGGCUGAAGCUUACUAUAAGGACCAGCAGAAGGAAGACCAGCUGUUUGAGGAUCUACUGAAGGUCUAUGACCGUGGAGGAAUCAUAAGCUGCUCCAUUAAGGCACAGCCUCAUGAAAUUGAGCUGAAGAUGGCGAACGGGCUGGUGAAAGGUCAUGCAUACUCUGUAACUGCAGUGAAGAAGGUGCGUCUGGGUCACGGUCUGCUGGCCUACUUUAGGAACGAAACCAUUCCUCUGAUCCGCAUGAGGAACCCCUGGGGCAAAACUGAAUGGAAAGGACCCUGGAGUGACAGCUCUGAAGAAUGGUCGAAGGUUGGAGAUACGGAGAGAGGCAACCUUGGCAUCACAGUGGAGGAUGAUGGGGAGUUCUGGAUGUCAUUCACAGACUGGUGCAAGUUCUUCACAGAUGCAGAUGUCUGCCGUAUCAUCAAUACUUCCCUGAUCAGUAUUCAUAAGACAUGGCAUGAGGUUGUGCACUUUGGGAGCUGGACCAAAAACGCAGAGCCGCUGUUAAACCGCUGCGGUGGCUGUGCGAACCACAAGCAGACAUUCCUGCAGAACCCACAGUACUUGUUUGAUGUUACAAAGGAGGUCGAUGAGGUCCUAAUCUCCUUGCAACAGAGAGACAUGAAGAUCCACAGAAAAGUCGGUCAAGGAGAAAAUCUAACCAUUGGCUAUGGGGUCUUCAAGGUGGAACUGAACAGGAAGUACCGGAUGCAUGACAUCCUGACCCAACAGUGUGUGCAGACGUCCACCUACAUCAACGCUCGCACGGUCUUUAUGAGAUGCUUGCUCCCACAGGGCCGCUAUGUCAUCAUUCCCACCACCUUCAGGCCCCAGACGCUGGGGGAUUACAUGAUCCGAGUUUUCACAGAUGUGGACUCAGGCUGCAGGGAGUUGACAGAAGAUAAGCCGAGGGUAAGAUGCUGGAGUUCGUUCCUUGGAUACCCACAAGUUGUGUCUCAUGUCUAUGUCCAUGGAGCUGAGGGGCUGCAGAACCAGGACAGUACAGGAGGUGCAGACCCAUAUGUGAUCAUUUCCUGUGAGGGCCGCUCAGUGAAAUCCAUCAUCAAGAAGGACACCUUGCAGCCAGAGUUUGCAACCAGUGGAAUUUUCUACAGGAAGAAGCCCAGAAAGCCCGUAACUGUGGAGGUGUGGAACAGCAAUGCCGUGAAGGACGAGUUUAUGGGUCAGGUUGUGUUGGCCGGGUCCGUGAAGGACACCACUAACCCUCAGAGGCUUCAGCUGAGGAAGCGUGGACGGCAGAUGUCUGAUGAGAUGCCCGGCACCAUCAGUCUGAGGAUCAUCACCUCCACUCAGCUGACCACCAUCUGACCUCGUCUGUGACCUGAGGGAGGGCUGGAUCUGCGUCAGUGCAGAUUUGUAACGGUGAACAUCGUGUCAAACUUACCUGACGUGUGCCAUUAACAGAGCACCAACACCAGGAGUGGUUGUUCUCCACCACUGGAUGUCCUUGCUUGUGUGUGAACUGAAAUUUACAUCGUUAAUUGCACAAUGGUGAAUUAUUUUUAAAGAAGUGAGUAGGGCGCUUUUGGACAGACUGAAUGUCAACUCCUGUUGUAUUGAUCCGGAGGUUUAAUCUUUAAAAUCUUUUAAAAACAUUUUGUGUAAAUUAUAAAAUAUUUUUAUAUUGACAUUUUGCAAGUUGUGUGUAACGACACAAGAUUUUACACUAUAGAUACUGUGAGUGAUGUGGCAGGAAUAUGUCAUUCAAAUCUUAACCAAACUUUAGUUAAUUUUGUCCUCUAUAGUCACAUUUAUGCAGAAAAACUUACCGCAUGUAUGAUACAUAAUUCAUGUAUCAUUCAUUUCUUUAAUGCACCUACUGCUGCUUUCCUCAGUCAAUUCAUAUCAUCAUAUUUUAUUCCUGUGAUUAUAAAGAAAACGCAAAACCCUGAAUGGCAUAAAGAAUUAAAAGACGUUCAACCUUU
Molecule: messenger RNA, 2831 nt
Organism: Scatophagus argus
Lineage: Eukaryota; Metazoa; Chordata; Actinopteri; Scatophagidae
Product: calpain-5-like
Exons: 13
Coding region: 283-2214 (643 amino acids)
Biological process (GO): proteolysis
Cellular component (GO): cytoplasm
Molecular function (GO): calcium-dependent cysteine-type endopeptidase activity
Source: RefSeq, a predicted model, not a curated record